Tympanuchus pallidicinctus (lesser prairie-chicken) is the source of this 1055-nucleotide messenger RNA. RefSeq names its product glutathione S-transferase-like. The record is from RefSeq and is a predicted model, not a curated record. NCBI's taxonomy places the organism in Eukaryota, Metazoa, Chordata, Aves, Galliformes, Phasianidae. Bases 82 to 861 code for a protein of 259 amino acids. Gene Ontology annotation, biological process: glutathione metabolic process; xenobiotic metabolic process. Gene Ontology annotation, molecular function: glutathione transferase activity. The transcript has 7 exons.
CAUGAGUCAGCCUUGGGAGCAAGGUGAAGGCAACUCACCUGUGCUGCAGGAAGGGAUGGAGCCUGGCUCCAGCUCUUGUAGAUGCAUUUAAGAGCUGGCUACCGGGGGGAAGGAUCUCCUCUGGAGAUCCAGCUUCCUUGGUGUUUUAUAGGUGAGCCCAGGAUACGGACAGAAGGAAAUCAGAUACUUGGAAGCAUGUCUGGGAAGCCAGUUCUGCACUAUGCUAAUAUACGAGGCCGAAUGGAACCAAUAAGGUGGCUGCUAGCGGCUGCUGGAGUUGAGUUUGAAGAACGAAUUAUGAAAUCAAAGGAUGAUUUCCAAAAGUUAAGGACAGAUGGAUACCUGCUGUUCCAGCAAGUGCCCAUGGUGGAGAUCGAUGGGAUGAAGUUGGUGCAGACCAGAGCCAUCCUCAACUACAUAGCAGGGAAAUACAAUCUCUACGGGAAAGACCUGAAGGAGAGAGCCCUAAUUGACAUGUAUGCGGAAGGAUUGGCAGAUCUAUUUGAGUUAAUCAUGUACCACGAAUUCAAACCAGCUAAUGAAAAGGAGAAAGAUCUUGCAAAUAUUAUGGACAAGGCCACAAACAGAUAUUUACCAGUCUUUGAGAAGGUUUUGAAAGACCAUGGGCAUGACUUUCUUGUUGGCAACAAGAUGAGCAAAGCAGAUGUGAGUUUACUGGAAGACAUUUUGUGGUUGGAAGAGUUGAAGCCUGAUGCACUUGCAAAAUUUCCUCUCUUGCAGAGUUUUAAAGCAAGAAUGAGCAAUAUCCCCAGCAUCAAGAAAUUCCUGCAGCCUGGCAGUGCAAAAAAAUCACUGAUUCAGGAAAAAGACAUACCAACUGUGCUAGCAGUUUUCCACUGAACAGCAGCCUAAGAGCAAUGCAACUCCAUUCCAUUGUCUGUGGCAUUCCUGAGAAGCAAAGUGAAAUUAAUGAAAUUAGUUUCACAAGUUUUGUAUGCACGUUGGCAGAUGAAUAUUAACUCAGUUGUCUCAAAUUUAACAAAUUGCUUUAAAUGCUUAAAGUUUUCCAGAAAUAAAGUUGACAUUUAAAUGUU